Messenger RNA from Lycium barbarum (goji berry), 3851 nucleotides. Its product is annotated as probable LRR receptor-like serine/threonine-protein kinase At3g47570. Bases 1 to 3249 code for a protein of 1082 amino acids. The record is from RefSeq and is a predicted model, not a curated record. Gene Ontology annotation, biological process: protein phosphorylation. The transcript is spliced from 3 exons. Gene Ontology annotation, molecular function: protein kinase activity; protein binding; ATP binding. NCBI's taxonomy places the organism in Eukaryota, Viridiplantae, Streptophyta, Magnoliopsida, Solanales, Solanaceae.
AUGGACAGAAGUUGCUAUCUUCUCUUUGCUCUAGCAGUUUUCAUUCUGCUUCAUCACAAUACUUCACUUGCUAGUGUUCCUAAUAUUAGCACUGAUGAAGUUGCUCUUCUUGCACUGAAAUCACACAUUUCUUCUCCUCAUAACAUCUUACAAAGCAGCUGGUCCUCUUCCAGCCCAAUAUGCAGCUGGAUCGGAAUCACUUGCGGCUCCCACCACAAUCGAGUCACUGCUUUAAACAUUUCUAGCAUGCAACUUCAUGGUACCAUUCCUCCACACCUUGGGAACCUCUCAUUUCUCGUCUCCCUCGACAUCAGUAACAACACUUUCCAUGGAGAUUUGCCAGAAGAGUUGGCUCAUUUGCAGAGGUUGAAAUUGAUUAAUGUCGCAAGCAAUAACUUAACUGGUUCCAUUCCAUCAUUUUUAAGUUUAUUACCUAACCUUCAGCACAUGUACCUUUCGAUGAAUCAGUUUUGGGGGGAAAUUCCAUCUUCCCUGUCCAAUCUAACAAAGCUGGAGGUGUUGAGAAUAAAUAGAAAUUUUCUCAAAGGAGAGAUCCGUCGGGAAAUCGGUGAUCUUCGUUACUUGAAGUUCCUAGACCUGCAAUAUAAUCAGCUUACUGGCUCUAUACCAACAUCGAUCUUCAACAUUACAACGAUGCAAAACAUUGCUCUUACCAAUAACAAUCUUACUGGUCAGCUUCCCACAUCUAUAUGUCAUCUUCCAAACUUGGAAAGGCUUUACCUCGGAGGCAACUCCCUAGAUGGAGCGAUUCCACCAAACCUGGAGAAAUGCAAAAAGCUUCAAGUUUUGGUAUUGGCUAAAAAUGAGUUUAUUGGAACUGUACCAAGAGAGCUAGCCAACUUAACAGCUCUUACAAUAUUACAGAUGUCAACUCUGCAACUGGAAGGAGAGAUACCAGUGGAGCUAGGUAAUCUAAAGAAACUACAAGUGCUGUCUUUAGCCGAGAAUGAGUUUACUGGUUCUGUCCCUGCAAGCAUUUUCAACAUGUCAACACUGAAGAUCCUAGAUCUUGGGACAAACAAGCUUUCAGGUACUCUUCCUUUAGAUUUAGGCCGUGGAAUGCCCAUCCUAGAAAAUCUUUAUUGUGGAGUAAACAAACUGAGUGGUUUUAUCUCUACUUCAAUCUCAAAUUCGUCAAGACUCAGAAUUCUUGAUCUCUCAUCCAACAGUUUCACAGGUCCAAUUCCCGAAUCACUUGGUAAUUUAGAAUACCUUGAGAUUCUGGACUUGAGGGGGAAUAACCUUUUCAGUGAUUCAACAUUGAGCUUCCCUACAUCAUUAACAAAUUGUAGGAAACUAAGAGUACUCUGGGUUGCUGAUAAUCCGUUGGAUGGUGUUUUGUCCGCAUCUAUAGGGAAUUUCUCCAACUCUCUAAAUUUGUUUAAAGGAGAUGGUUGUAAACUUAAGGGCGUCAUUCCUCGAGAAAUUGGUAAUCUUACUGGAGUGAUACAUAUGAGUUUGUUUAACAAUGAGUUUACUGGUCAUAUUCCAAAUACUCUCCAAGGCAUGUUGAACCUUCAGGAAUUUUACCUACAAAGAAACAAGAUAGAAGGAACCAUACCAGAUGUUAUAUGCAGUUUAAAGAAUCUCGGUGCACUAGACUUGUCAGGAAAUCAGUUUUCAGGUUCCGUGCCACCAUGCUUGGGAGAAGUUACCAGUUUGAGGUAUCUUAAUCUAGCUUACAACAGGCUGAAUUCAAGAUUACCUGCAAGCUUGGGGAGCCUUCAAGACCUCAUAAAAGUCGAUGUUUCAUCCAAUUUAUUAAGUGGGAAAAUUCCGCUUGAGAUUGGAAAUUUAAACGCUGCAGCUCUCAUUGAUUUGUCAAAAAAUAAAUUUUCUGGAAACAUUCCUAGCACUCUAGGGGGUCUAGUAAAAUUGAUUAAUCUUUCUUUGGCACAUAAUAGAUUAGACGGGCCUAUUCCAAAUUCAUUAGGCAAAUUGUUGGCGUUGGAAUUCAUGGAUUUGUGCUAUAACAAUCUUAGUGGUGAAAUUCCAAAAUCUUUAGAAGCUCUUGUGUAUCUCAAAUACCUGAACAUCUCAUUCAAUAAACUCAGUGGAGAAAUUCCCACGGGUGGUCCUUUUGCAAAUUUUACAAGUCAAUCUUUCUUGUCCAAUGGUGCACUCUGUGGUGACUCCCGGUUUAACGUGAAACCAUGUGCAAACAAAUCUACAAAGAAGUCAAGAAGAAGAAAAAGAGUGCUUACAAGUUUAUAUAUUUUGUUAGGGAUUGGAUCACUCCUCGCAUUGGUUGUUGUAUAUGUGGUGUUAAGAUUGAGAAAGACAAAGAAGAAUGUAAGUCAAGCAGAUGUUUCUCUGGUAAAAAGGCAUGAAAGAAUUUCCUAUUAUGAACUUGAACAAGCAACAGAAGGAUUCAAUGAAAGCAACUUGCUUGGUAAUGGGAGUUUCAGCAUGGUCUACAAAGGGCUACUUAAGGAUGGUACCGUUUUGGCAGCAAAGGUAUUCAAUGUGCAAUUGGAGGGUGCAUUCAAAAGUUUUGACACGGAAUGUGAGAUACUUCGGAACCUUUGCCAUAGAAAUCUGACAAAAGUCAUCACCAGUUGCUCCAACCUUGAAUUCAAGGCCCUAGUGUUGGAAUACAUGCCUAAUGGGACACUUGAUAAAUGGUUAUACACUCACAACUUGUUCUUGAACUUAUUGCAGAGAUUGGAUAUAAUGAUAGACAUUGCAUCUGCAAUGGAUUAUCUCCAUAAUGGCUAUUCAACACCUGUGGUGCAUUGUGACUUGAAGCCAAGUAAUGUCUUGCUAGAUCAAGAAAUGGUUGCUCAUGUUAGUGAUUUUGGCAUUGCAAAAUUGUUAGGUCCAGGAGAGGCUUUUGUUCGAACAAGGACAAUUGCAACCAUUGGAUAUAUUGCUCCAGAGUAUGGACAAGAUGGAAUAGUAUCCACGAACUGUGAUGUUUAUAGUUUUGGCAUCUUGAUUAUGGAGACAUUUACAAGAAUGAGACCAAGUGAUGAUAUAUUUACCGGAGAAUUGAACAUACAACGUUGGGUUAGUGAUUCCUUUCCAAGUGAAAUUCAUAAGGUGGUGGAUUCUAAUUUGGUACAGCCAAGGGAUGAACAAAUUGAUGCAAAGAUGCAAUGUUUGAUAUCUGUCAUGGAAUUAGCGUUGAGCUGCACUUUAGUGAUACCUUAUGCAAGAAUUAGCAUGAAAGAUGCUCUUUCAACACUUAAAAAGAUUAGACUCCAGCUUGUUAGUAGUCGGCACUAGGUGGAAUCAGAUUGUCUACUCUAGUAUGUUAUUUCAUUGCCUAUGUCAGUUAUAUAUGUUAAGCUUUCAAUUCUGCACAAGUACUUAAGUGCGUUUAAUCACGGUUGUAGGAAGCAAACUCGUUUCUUGAUAUAUAUAAUUUUGAUGAUAUAUGGAAGUCAAACCUAAGCCAAUGACUACAAAUAUUUCUACAAAACUUUGAAUCAAACCUAAGCCAAUCAUCUGAUGGAUCAGAGUGAUAUAAGUGAGAACUAUGAAAAUGGGAUAAGAUCUGUCAGUUCCUUUUCAAGAGAAUCUGCAACAACUGAAUAUUCAUGGUUCCUAAAACAAGACCUUUUAUAUGGAAAAGGACAUCAUCGCUGCGAGCAUAGGAUUUUUAAAUUAACAUCUUCAUAACUGAAUCUUUUCUGAAUCUCUUUAAAUAGCAUAUCUGGUGAAAGAAAAGGAAAAAUUGGUAUAUAUUUUUUUAAGUUUAUAAGCCCCUAUCUUGAAUGAUUUAUUAGAAUUAACUCAAAGGAAGUUUUUACACAAAAAAGAAUGUAUGUACUAUGCCGUUGUUAAAUUACACGAACCAUCGAGUUCAUAAUGCACUAAAGACCAUG